Centruroides sculpturatus (bark scorpion) is the source of this 1980-nucleotide messenger RNA. RefSeq lists its product as uncharacterized. Gene Ontology annotation, molecular function: protein binding. Lineage: Eukaryota; Metazoa; Arthropoda; Arachnida; Scorpiones; Buthidae. The record is from RefSeq and is a predicted model, not a curated record. The coding region runs from base 186 to 1670 and encodes 494 amino acids. The transcript has 3 exons.
UACUUAAAUAUAUAUUUCACAAUUUCCGCUUUCAUUUCGAAAUCAAAACAACCUUUUCGAAAGGUCGUCGUUAUUUAGCCAAUAGAAAAUACUUUCGCUUUCAAAGAUUACGUAUUCUUACUUGAAUAUUUUUAUAGGCAAAUACAUCCUGAUAAUUAGAAAGUUACAAGCUAACUGUAUACAAGAUGGCUUACCAAUCGAAUAGUAACGAUUUAAAUAAGAAAAUUGCAAGUCUUCUGUACACAGGAGAUUUGUCCGAUGUCACAAUAAUUGUAGGAAAGAAAAAAACACCGUUUCAGUCUCACAAGCUUUUUUUGUCCCUGCACAGCGAAAAAUUCAAAAACAUGUUAAUGACGGCCACGACGCCAAAAGAAAUUCAUUUAAUUAAUAUAAAUGCCAAGACUUUUCGUAUAUUUUUCAACUACGUGUAUACCGGAGAUUUGGCAAUAAAUUCUCCAGAACAAGCUCUUUCAGUUUUAAUGUUUGCACACGAAUAUGGAGCGAUCGAAGUGAAGAAUAAAUGUAUGAAAAUUUUAGCAAAGUCUGUUCCUCCGGAUAUUAUUGCUGAAUUGCAUGAAACUUCACAAUCGUUGACACAAGAAUCAUGUCAGGAAUCUUCAGUUAAUCAAUGUGAAUCUUCAAAUACUUCCAGCAGAGAUGGUGAUACAUUUGAGGAAUAUUCUGAAAAUCCUUCCAGUGAUAACUUUAAGGCAUGUUCUGAAAGUUCUAAACAAGUAGAGAAAACAUCCACUGAAUUUCUGACACAAUCCCUUCCUACGAAAUUAAAUGUGGAUCAUUCAAAUUGUUAUAUUAUUAGAACGGCUGGACAAAUGAAGACCUUGGAAGAAAAUUUAACUCAUUCCUUCGAUUUCAGCGGAGAUUAUUCGUAUUCUCAGCCAAUUGAAAAGAAUACAUUUCAGAAAACUCCAAUGAAGAAUCGACGUCCUAAAUAUUAUUUUGAUGCCUCGAAAUUUCUUGAGGAAAAUUGCUGCGAAAGCAAAAGUAAAGAAAACGUUUUGGAUUUCUUUUCAGAAACAAAUUUCAACUCAGAAGCAGACUUAAAUGCAGCACUGAAGAAAUGGGGACUUUCAGUGUUGCAAUUGCACAAACCUACAAAAUUACUUCAGAAAAUUAAAGAAAUGCUCCUCCAAAGCGAAAUGAAUAAACUAACAAGAUUAGAUGAAAUGGUAGAUUUUAAUGCAGAACAAAAUAUAAAACAGUCUUUCUUAAAAUUGUCUUCGAAGUGUUCAAAAACUUGGAUUUCUUCCCUGAAAUUUCCACGUAUUAUAGAACGUUUUUAUUCGAGUGAAUUCGAUCUUUACGUAUGUGGAGUUACACUCAAUUUAAAAUAUUAUUCUCUCGAUUACAAAAGGGAAAAUUUGAUAGCUAAAUUAGAAAUUAGUAAUUUAACUAAAAGUAUUAAUGCCAAUAACACUAUAUCAUUAUGUUUAGACGAGAGUGAUAGAGCACUAUCGUUGAAAUUGUUAUCUCCUAUUUUCAUAGGUAAAGAUGAAGUUUGUGAGAUUGUUCUGAGUAGCGAAUCGAAACUUACAAAAGCAGAAUAUGUCUAUUGCGGAGAAAUGUGCUGUCUAGAUCAUAGAUUGAAUCGAUUGAAAGUCGAAACUGAACGUGCUGGGCAUUUUAACUCCAUUAUAGUCUUUCCCGCAUAGUGUUUAGUAAUUAGGAGAGACUAGCCUAUAAUAACAUACUCGAUUAAAAUGAUACAGGGAAUGUCACGAAUUUGGCAUAUCUGUUUGUCAAAACUAAAAACACAUUUUCAUCCAUAUAUGACAAUAAUAAAGGCAAUUGUAAACUCGCUUUGUCUGAAGUAAAUGUUAAAUCAUCCCAUGUAAAAACAUGGGAUGGUUUUAUGCUUAAAUCAAAAAUUAAAAUCGAACCACUUCUAAGAAAUGUAUAUAUUAGCGUAUGUAUGGUAUUUCUUCUUAAGUGGAAGGGGUGGGAAUUGUGUAAGAUAGAUAA